CUCAAAGCAGAGACAGCUCGGGCUGUGUGAAGCUCGCUCUGUCUUUCUCUGUGUUCACGCACACAUUCAGCUCAUACACUAAAACCUCCGUCGGUUACACUUGAACGGCGCACACAUCGGACAGGACUACAGUGGCACGGUAAAAGCAGAGGCACACAGCUGCCUCCGUCCCAACAGCCAUGGAGGGACUCUACUUCGAAGUGAAGCCCAGAAGAGAUGAUCCUCCCAGGCCAGGAAGCUCUGACAAACCCCGUCCUCUCGCGACUUCAAAACACCGCUCAUGUCCGUCACUUGCACAUCUCAAGUCUUCCUCACCGUGUCCUGAGAAACUCACCUCUGCUAAGAAGAGGGUUGCAACAUGGAGGGAAAAGUUAGAGGAAGAAGGAGAGGAGGAAGAGGAGGUACGGUACAAGCUGACAUUAAUCGGCUCUCUGCCUGUUCACCACCUGACCACCAUGGCCAUGCUGCCCUGGGUGGUGGCAGAGAUCAGCAAGUCACAGCCUGCAGAGGAGCAGGGUGCCGGGUUGCAGUCUGGAAGCCGUUCUACCUGUAAUCAGGCAGUUUUUCUGUGUGUGUCAGCGUCAUGGGUGCGGUGCGUGUCCAUUCUGGGAGAUGGAGUUGUCUGGGAUCCUCUGACGCACACAGUGCUGUUUGAAUGUCGUCCUCACCAGGUGACUAAGUUAAUUCACAACAGCCAGGAGCCCAGCAGCUUCGGCUGCCUGCUCAGAGACACACCAAACUGUGCCUGCUACGUCUUCCAGUGCCAGGACAGCACCAAGGUUCCUGAGAUCAUCAGUACGUUGAGGCAGGCGGGCAAGAGCUCGGCACGCAGCGAUGACAUCACCAUCGUGUCCACCAAAACUUCCAGUGGAGGCGGCGACCGCUCCGAGACGUCUCAUUCCUCUCUCUCCGUGCCGACCACCACCAUGGCGCCCUCUCUCGUCGUGUCCCCGACGGCGUUUGCCAAAAAGUUUGAGGUGCUGUUCUGUGGACGCGUGAGCGUCGCUCACAAGAAAGCCCCUCCCGCUCUGAUCGAUGAGUGCAUCGAGAAGUUCAGCCAGUUGCACGGCUCGGGGACGGGCGAUAAAGGAGGCAGUCGGGGAUUGGGGGGUGGGCUGAGGAGGGUAUUAACCAUGCCACCCAACGGACUAGGGAGUGGCGCUGUUGGUAACGGUGCUGCAGGAAGCCCAACCACGGGGAAGCGUCCGGUCCUGUUUAAAAGAGACCCCAGCUUCCCGUGUCUGCAGGCCCUGGAUGAGAACGGACUCUCACCAGAGAUCUCUCACACCAACACUACUGACGCACACGCCCACUCAGCUGGUGUGCAGCCCACCAGCCUGCAGGAGAACAGGACCAUGCUGUUUACGGUGGGCCGGUCUCAGAUCUUCUUGGUCAGUCCAGACACUAAGAAAGUUGCCAUAGAGAAGAGUUUCAAAGAAAUCUCCUUCUGCUCACAGGGUAUUCGUCACGUGGAUCACUUUGGCUUCAUCUGCAGGGAGACCGUCGAAGGAGGGAGCUGUCACUUUGUUUGCUACGUCUUCCAGUGCACCGAUGAAUCACUGGUCGAUGAGAUCAUGCUGACUUUGAAGCAGGCGUUCUCUGUGGCAGCCCUGCAGCAGAAUGCAAAGACCCAGAGCCAGCAGUGUGACGGCUGCCCCAUGCAGCAGCUCCACAGACUGUGUGAGAGGAUAGAAGGUCUCCACCCAUCUAAAACCAAACUGGAGCUUCAGAAACACUUGGCCACUCUGGACAACCAGGAGCAGGCGUCAGUCUUUGAAAACACUAUGAGGGCUCGUCCUAAGAGCGAUCAGGAAGAGAACGAGCUGGUGAUGGCCUCUCUGAGGAGUCUAUAUGAGGAGAGACAGAGGAGCCAUCAGCACACGCUCUCUGGAGACAGCAAACAGGUGUGUGAGGAGGCAGCGUCAGCCCCGGUGGAGGCGCAGCAGCAGCAGCAGAGUAGCAGUCGGCAGCGGCUUGAGCAGUUCAAGAGCCGAGCCAAGCGCUCUCUCACCGAGUCCCUGGAGGGGAUCUGGAAGGGGAGCAGCAAGGCCAGAGCUCAGAGGGACAACAGUGUAGGAAGUGACAGCGGCUCUUCGGUGUGCACGCUCAACAGCAGCCAGGACCAGCCGUGUCUGGAUGACCCUCUGCCUGCCUCACCACAGCUGCGACCCACCAGCCCACUCAGGUGCCACAACUCAACAGGAGACCUGAAGCGCCUUGACUCCUCUCUCCCUCUGUCUCCCUCCUCCUCGUCUUUGCCCGGUGACUCUCAGCCUCAGGGCUUCCGCCGAAGAGCCAGCACCUUCAGCCACCCUCCCACCCCUUCCUCAGCGGAGUACUCACCGGUGCACGCACUAACUCUCACGCCACAGGACCCCACUGCAGCUACCAAACCAAAGCUCGUACGACACUACUCCGUCAGCACCGACACUCCACACCAGAGCAAACAUGUUCCACAUGACCCCACCCUUCCUCCUGUUCCUCCCUGCUCUUCAUCCUCCUCUCCUCUCCUCCCUCAUCAUCCUUCCUCACCUUCUACUGGAGCCCGGCUCAAUAAAAGAAGUCCUCUGGGUGGUCUGCGUGCUCGUCUCCACUCCUCCUCCUCUGUCCCAAAUUUUCUGAAAUUUCCAUUUCUGGCCCCCGUACAAGAGAACGAUUCCCCUGAGCCAAAGAGCAGUGAUGUAGCAGCUCUGUCCACACCGACUGUCGCACAUGGAGUCGGCGAAAGUCCUCUGCGCAGCCACCGCCACUCAUGGAGGCAGCAGAUCUUCCUACGAGUCGCUACACCUCAGAAGAGCACGGAAACCAGCGAGCUGGGGGAUUCCUGCCUAGACGGGGGUCGAGUGUGCGCGGGCCAGGUGGGAGUUGGAGGAAGCGGGGACUCAUCCAUACGGGUGGUGCCCGAGGAAAGGACGAAGAGGAGCAAAGAGGAGCUGAGGGAGCUGUGGAGGAAGGCCAUCCUGCAGCAGAUCCUGCUGCAGAGGAUGGAGAGGGAGAACCAGAAACUGCAGGCCUCAGAGAGCGACCUGCAGAACAAACGUCUGAAGCUCGACUACGAGGAAAUCACUCCGUGCCUGAAGGAGGUCACUCUGGUCUGGGAGAAGAUGCUGGGAACUCCUGGGAGGGCAAAGGUCAAAUUUGACACAGAGGCCAUACAUGCUGCUGUUGCACAAGGGGUCCCAAGGCAGCAUCGAGGCGAGAUCUGGAAGUUUCUCUCUGAACAGUACCUGCUCAGGCAGACGGUUCCCUCCCGACCUCCCACAAAUCACACUCCAUACAAAGAGCUGCUGAAACAGCUGACGUCGCAGCAACACGCCAUCCUCAUAGACCUGGGUCGCACUUUUCCCACUCAUCCGUACUUCCAAGCCCAGCUGGGGUCUGGACAGCUGUCUCUGUAUAAUUUACUGAAAGCCUACUCGCUGCUGGACCCCGAGGUGGGCUACUGUCAAGGCCUGUCCUUCAUUGCUGGAGUGCUGCUGUUACACAUGGGGGAGGAGGACGCCUUCAACAUGCUCAAAUUUCUCAUGUAUGACAUGGGGCUCCGCAAACAGUACAGGCCUGACAUGAUUAUCCUGCAGAUUCAGAUGUACCAGUUGUCGCGGCUGCUCCACGACUACCACAGGGAUCUCUACAGCCACCUCGAGCAGCAGGAGAUCGGGCCCAGCUUGUACGCCACGCCGUGGUUCCUCACCGCCUUCGCGUCACACUUUCCCCUCGGCUUCGUGGCCAGAGUCUUCGAUAUGCUGUUCCUGCAGGGGUCAGAGGUCAUCUUUAAGGUGGCUUUGAGUCUGCUGGGGAGCCACAAGCCUCUCAUCCUGCAGCACGAGAGCCUGGAGUCCAUAGUGGACUUCAUCAAGACCACGCUGCCCAACCUGGGCCUGGUGCAGAUGGAGAAAACUAUCAACCAGGUCUGUGAGAUGGACGUGUCCAAGCAGCUGCAGGCCUACGAGGUGGAGUACCACGUCCUGCAGGAUGAGCUGGACACGCCCCCGACCCUCAACCAGCAGCAGCGAGCCGCACAGCUGGAGAGGACCAAUCAGAGCCUCCGACAGCAGAACCUGGACCUGCUUGAGGAGCUGCAGGUGUCACAUGCUCGCGUCUGCAGCCUGGAGAGCCGAGUGGAGGCUCUGGCCCAGUCUGAGGUCCGGCUGAAGGAGCAGGUCUCUGCGCUGGAGGGGGAGAAGCAGGAGCUGCAGAGCACAGUCACACGCCUCCAGGACCUCCUCUCCAGCCUCAGCAUCCACACCACCACCACCACCACCACCACCGAAGAACACGCACUCACACCUUCACAUUCUGAAAGGCACGCAGCAGCGGUGAAGGUGGAGGUGCUGGCAAACAGGACUGUGGACUCCCAUCCCCACCCUCUGGCUCUUCCAGAGGGUUCAUAACCGCACCUAAUAAUCUUCCAAAUGGUAAGGUCGACCAGAGGAGGAGCCGGCCCAGGAGGAGAAGGUGGAGUGAGACGUUAAGACUUCCUCUUCCCGGCUCGUGAAUGUUUUAAUAAAAAGAGAAAACAGGGAGGAGAACAAAGGAAACGCAACAAAAACGGGGGCUGAGGUUAAAACAUGGCUUGAGUAUUAUCCUAAAAUGCAUCGAGUGCCCUCUGACAAAAAUAAACCAAACAUGAUUUGACCAACAAACCCCCAAAGAUAGCACUGUCCCUCUGGGCCUCUACUGUAAAAACAAAACAGUUACAUUUGCACCUGUACUGUGUGUGUGUGUGUGUGUGUGUGUGUGUCUGUGUGUGUGUGUUUUAUGCUCCCGUGAGAGUGUGUGUGUGUGCGACGAGGCUAAAACAGCCAAAGAUUGUCGUUAAUUAAUGUAAAACAAGCUCGAACAAAGAACAUCGUUCCCACAAAGAUGUUUCCAAAGACAAAAUAAGAACAAGAAAGUGAGACGAAGGGACGGGUGAAGACACAAACUUCUUGACCUUAAGUUGAAUAUGACAUAAGCUCAGCGAUCUGAUGCCCGGUGGUGCUCGCGCUCAGAGGUCAAGCUUCCACAGCUCUGAACGUUUCAAACAGCAGCUCACAGGAAGAGCGACACAAUCAAAAGCUCCGGUCGCAUUUUUACAUCCUGUUUUUUUUCCCACCUUUUGAAUAUGCGAUCGAUCCAUCUGUGCUGAGAGAGAGAGAGAGGGACAAAGAUGCAGUUUCAGCAGAAACUUUUCGAACAGUAGCCGUGGCUUUCUCGCGGAGGGGGAAGUACAGACCGAACAACACGCUGCGUCUGAGGCUUCAGAUCAGAAAAACCUCUGCUGUCAGCUAUGAGUCAUUUACUGUAUUCAACACACUGAACUCCUUCAAGCCGAGCUGCUCUAUGUAAAUGUCACCGUGUGUGUGUGCGCUUCACUGAUGGCAACAAAUCUGUUGAUUUACACUGUAAAGAUGCUUUUACUCCAAACUCUCCUUGCACAUGUUUUAAUUGUUUGUUGGUAUUAUUGUUGUUCUGUACUUUACAAAUACAUUUCAUAUUCUUUCAGCACA
Messenger RNA from Larimichthys crocea (large yellow croaker), 5489 nucleotides. It is a transcript of the gene tbc1d1, whose product is annotated as TBC1 (tre-2/USP6, BUB2, cdc16) domain family, member 1. Lineage: Eukaryota; Metazoa; Chordata; Actinopteri; Sciaenidae. The transcript has 23 exons. The record is from RefSeq and is a predicted model, not a curated record. Bases 180 to 4391 code for a protein of 1403 amino acids.